AGCUAGACUUUCAUUGCCCUCUCCAAUAUGUCCAAACUACAGUUGCUGAAUGUGUUCGUUACCGAGCGUUUGUCGGCGGCUGCUGUGGAGAUAUUCGGGGCCGUAGAGAAGACUAUAGCGGAGUAUCGGGAAGAAAUCUUCCGUUCAGCAAAGGAGAACGAGCGUCUACGGAGGGAGAUGGACAUGAUUAUCAAAUCAGAGAUACAGUUAUACAGAACAGACUUCCAGCUACUCACUCCCUCUGUGCCCCCUGAGCAGCAGAGCUGUGAGCAGGAGUGGAGCCCCAGUCUGGGGCAGGAGGACCCAGAGCCCACACAGAUCAAAGAGGAACAUCAGGAGUUCAGACUUAGUCAGGAGGACCCACCUCAGCCCUCACAUCAUUACCAAAACCAAACUGUGGAUGAUGGAGAGAGGAGCGCUCUACCUAUCAUCUUAACUGAAGAGAUCAAAAUAGAACCUGAUGUAGAGGGCUACAGAGGACUACAACCAACCAGUGAUCAGCCCCUCUCAGUUCAUCAGGACUGCUCUGCUACACUGGAAAAACCAUAUUGGUGUCAACAAUGUGGCAAAAGCUUUACACGUAAGGGAAACUUGACCUUGCAUUUAAAGAUACACACAGGAGAGAAACCUUUUCUGUGCAAACAAUGUGGAAAAAGGUUUAACCAGAAGAGCAACUUGACCAUCCAUACAAGGACACACACAGGAGAGAAUCCCUAUCAGUGCAAACAAUGUGGCAAAAGAUUUAACCAUAAGAGCAACUUGACCAGCCAUGCAAGGAUACAUACAGGAGAGAAUCCGUAUCAAUGGAAAGCUAUUUAAGACUUCAUCAGUGUGUUCACACGGGAGAAAUCUAACCAGUGCAAAUAAUGUGGCAAAAGCUUAGGUUAUUUUUUCAUGAAUUUUUUAUUUCACCUUUAUUUAACCAGGUAGGCAAGUUGAGAACAAGUUAUCAUUUACAAUUGCGACCUGGCCAAGAUAAAGCAA
This is a messenger RNA of Oncorhynchus kisutch (coho salmon), 984 nucleotides long. RefSeq names its product zinc finger protein 2 homolog. The transcript is spliced from 2 exons. Gene Ontology annotation, biological process: regulation of transcription by RNA polymerase II. The record is from RefSeq and is a predicted model, not a curated record. Gene Ontology annotation, molecular function: DNA-binding transcription factor activity, RNA polymerase II-specific; RNA polymerase II cis-regulatory region sequence-specific DNA binding. Lineage: Eukaryota; Metazoa; Chordata; Actinopteri; Salmoniformes; Salmonidae. The coding region runs from base 28 to 819 and encodes 263 amino acids.